AUGGCUUCCCUCGCGGCUCUGGCUCAACUGCUGGAUGCUAGCCUUGACCCUCGGCAGAACAAAGAAGCCGAGCUCAAGAUUCGCGCUGAAGAGAAAAACCCCGGGUUUGCCAUCUCUCUCCUUCAAAUCACCGCCUCGAGCGACUUCCAGUACAAUACCAGACUUGCAAGCGCCCUUUUCUUCAAGAAUUUCAUCAGACGCAGUUGGACCGAUGUGGAAGGCAACUACAAACUUCCUCAGCAAGAUGUGAAUGCGAUCAAAACAGAGAUCGUGGGGCUUAUGAUAUCCGUGCCUCGGGGCAUUCAGACACAGCUGGGUGAGGCCAUCAGUGUGAUAGCAGACAGUGACUUCUGGGAGAGGUGGGACACCUUGGUGGAUGACCUGAUCUCUCGCCUGAAGCCAGGUGAUCCUGUGGUAAAUACUGGCGUUCUCCAGGUCGCCCACUCAAUCUUUGCGAGAUGGCGGCCAUUGUUUCGAUCUGAUGAGCUCUUCACCGAGAUCAAUCAUGUCCUUUCCAAGUUUGCCCAACCGUUUCUCUCUCUGUGGCAGAGCCUGGAUGCCUACAUUGAGGCUCAUAGCAAUGAUAAGGCUGCUCUGCAACAUGCUUUUGCUGAACUCGACCUUGUUCUUCAGCUCUUCUAUGAUCUAUCAUGCCAGGACUUGUCUCCCGUGUUUGAAGACAACCUAGAGGGCAUUUCCGGCUUGCUUCUGAAGUACCUGAGGUACGAUAAUCCUCUCCUGCAUACAGAUGACGAAUCAGAGGCCGGUCCCUUGGAGAAUAUAAAGUCCAACAUCUUCGAAGCAUUGACCCUGUACAUCGGCAAGUACUAUGACGACUUUUCCAAAUACGUCAGAAGCUUCGUCGAGAGCUCAUGGAAUCUGUUGACCACGACCGGGCCGGAGCCCAAAAACGACAUCCUGGUCAGCAAAGCUCUUCAGUUUUUGACAUCGAUUGGAGGCAUCAAUGAGCAGGCGCGGACUUUCAACGACCCAAACAUUCAACAUCAGAUUGUUGAAAAGGUCAUUCUGCCGAAUGUGGCGUUGCGAGACUCAGAUGUUGAGAUGUUCGAGGACGAGCCUAUCGAGUUCAUCCGAAGAGAUCUGGAGGGGUCAGAUAGCGAGACUCGCCGAAGAGCAGCUGGCGAUUUUCUUCGUCAGCUUAGCGAUCAGUUCGAACAGUCCGUGACCGGAAUCGCAAUGACCUAUGUCCAGAAAUGUUUUCAAGAGUUUGCGGCAAAUCCUCAACAGAAUUGGAGGGCCAAGGACACAGCAGUGAGCGUGUUCUAUGCCACGGCCGCGAAGGGAGCAACAACUACCACGCACGGAGUGACCAAAACCAACAGUCUGGUGGAUAUUGGCGAUUUCUUCUCCAAACAUCUUGCCAGUGAUCUUCAAGAUGAGAAUGCCCAGCCGCUGAUCAAGGUCGACGCCAUCAAGUAUCUCUACGUUUUUCGAAGUAUUAUUACAAGGGAUCAGUGGCAGCAAGUCAUGCCGUUACUCGUUAACCAUCUUGGUAAUGCAAAUUAUUGCGUCUACACCUACGCAGCUGUUGCCGUUGAGAGGGUACUGGCCAUGACCGACGAGACUGGGCGACCAGUUAUCGACCCUGCGCAUAUUAGACCGCUGGCGAGCAAUCUGCUUGAACAUCUUUUCAGCUUGGUCGAAAAAGAUCAAACACCACAGAAAGUCCAAGAGAAUGAGUUUGUCAUGCGGUGUAUCAUGAGGGUCCUGGUCGUCCUCCGAGAUGGUAUUUCUGCAGUGGCCGACAAUGUACUGCGACAUCUGACCACCAUUACAACAAUCAUAGCAUCCAACCCCAGCAACCCGAGGUUUUACUACUAUCACUUCGAGAGCUUAGGAGCGCUGAUCCGAUUCACGCCGCAGACACAGGCGGGUGCUUUAGCAUCGCAUCUCUUCAAUCCAUUUGCCGCCAUUCUUGCCAACAAUGUCGAAGAGUUCAUCCCUUACACCUUUCAACUGAUGGGUGCUCUUUUGGAAGCGGAGCCGAACAGACCGUUGCCGCCGGAGUAUCUGCCACUGAUUGGACCCAUUCUCGGUCCGACGCUUUGGGAUCAGCGAGGCAACAUACCUGCCUUAGUUCGCCUGCUGGUUGCCAUUAUCCCCCGCGCAGCCAACGAGUUGGUCAGCAGCAACCAGGUGGAAAGUGUUCUGGGGAUAUUCCAGAAGUUGUUGUCGACCAAAAUCUACGAAAGCUAUGGCUUCGACCUUCUCGAAAUUUCCAUCUCAACUUUUCCACCGGCAGCCCUUGAGCAAUAUUGGGUGCAUAUUCUGAACAUCAUGCUUACGCGACUACAAAGCAAGCAAUCCCAGGCCUUUCAGUUACGGUUUGUCCGGUUCUACCAUUUCGUGUCGUCACACCAGGAGAAGGGUCUUGGGACCGAUUUUUUUGUUGCUGCUACGGAUCGCGUCCAGCAUGAUGUUUUCCGCCAGCUGUACCUGAGCAUCAUCUUGCCAAAGACCCAAGAACUAGCUCGCCCUCUCGACCGGAAAAUGGCCGCUAUUUCUCUCACAAAAUCACUCGCAGAUUCCCAAGCUUUCGUUGAGCGUUAUCCCAAAGGCUGGGGACUGACGUCUAAUGCGCUACUCAAGCUGCUCGAAGACCCUCCGCUUCCACCUAAGGCCGACGACGCCAUCGCAGAGAUUGACGUCGAAGACAGCAGCUUUGGCGUUGGGUUUACGCAGCUGAACACCAUCCGCCCGCCACCGCUUGAUCCUUUCCCCGAGGUAACGGAUCUGAGGCGAUGGGUGGGACAGUAUCUCAAGGCAGCAGAUCAGCGACACGGGGGCAGAAUAAGCAGAGCGGUCAAUGACUUGAGUCCGGAUUCGAAGAAGGUUCUGAAUGCUUACAUGACCCUCCAGUAG
This is a messenger RNA of Fonsecaea multimorphosa CBS 102226, 2883 nucleotides long. RefSeq lists its product as uncharacterized. The record is from RefSeq and is a predicted model, not a curated record. The transcript is spliced from 2 exons. Gene Ontology annotation, biological process: protein export from nucleus; protein import into nucleus. Gene Ontology annotation, molecular function: nuclear export signal receptor activity; small GTPase binding. The coding region runs from base 1 to 2883 and encodes 960 amino acids. Lineage: Eukaryota; Fungi; Ascomycota; Eurotiomycetes; Chaetothyriales; Herpotrichiellaceae. Gene Ontology annotation, cellular component: cytosol; nuclear envelope.